AUGUCUACACCACAGGUUAAUAGAACCGUAGCCCCAACUGAAAACAUAACUUAUUACCACGCAACACCAUGCAAUGAUAAAACAAUGUCAGGUCCAAUUGUUACGGUAAUUAUAAUUGGCAUUUGCAUUAUUCUUGUUGGAAUUAUUGCAGCUGUAAUAGCUUAUAUUUGCAAGAAGCACAUUUCAAAUCAAAAAUCCGAAUCAACUCCUUCCAGCCACAGGUUAGAGCAAUUUACCACUCCGAUGCUGAGUGAUUAA
Molecule: messenger RNA, 258 nt
Organism: Trichomonas vaginalis G3
Lineage: Eukaryota; Parabasalia; Trichomonadida; Trichomonadidae
Exons: 1
Coding region: 1-258 (85 amino acids)
Source: RefSeq, a predicted model, not a curated record